This is a messenger RNA of Linum trigynum, 1884 nucleotides long. NCBI's taxonomy places the organism in Eukaryota, Viridiplantae, Streptophyta, Magnoliopsida, Malpighiales, Linaceae. The record is from the annotation of a GenBank genome assembly.
AUGGAAGCUGUGCUUCAAACCAGAGGGCUUUUCUCACUGCCGCCUAACCCAAAAACCAGAGCUUUAUAUGCAUCCCAGGGUUUAAGGCAGAGGAUUUCGGCUUCAAAACCCAAAACCUCAACUGGGUUUUCCUUAUCUUCAAAUGGGGUUCGAAAAUUUCCGACCUUUGUGUCAACCCCCAAUGGUCUGUUCUCAAAGAACAGAACUUUGCAUAUGUGCAAGGCGGAAGCCGCCGCUGCUUCCGACGGGCAGCCUUUGUUUCGUAAGGAAGGUGAGAGCAAGAAGGUUCUAGGUGUCGAGGUUGAGACCCUGAAGAAGAUUGUUCCCCUAGGUUUGAUGUUCUUCUGUAUCUUAUUCAAUUAUACGAUUCUGAGGGAUACGAAGGAUGUGUUGGUUGUGACUGCUGAAGGGAGCAGUGCAGAGAUUAUCCCCUUUCUGAAAACAUGGGUGAAUUUGCCUAUGGCGAUUGGGUUUAUGCUUCUGUACUCCAAAUUGGCUAAUGUGCUGUCUAAGCAGGCUCUGUUCUAUACUGUAAUCAUGCCAUUUAUCGCCUUCUUUGGAGCUUUCGGGUUCUUCUUGUAUCCCUUGAGUCAUUAUAUUCAUCCUCACGCGUUUGCUGAUAAGCUUCUCAACGUGCUUGGCCCGAGAUUUCUUGGUCCACUUGCUAUUAUGAGGAUUUGGAGCUUUUGUUUGUUCUAUGUCAUGGCUGAAUUGUGGGGGAGCGUGGUGGUUUCAGUUCUCUUCUGGGGAUUUGCUAAUCAGAUCACUACUAUUGAUGAAGCAAAGAAAUUUUACCCACUGUUUGGGCUUGGUGCAAAUAUUGCCUUAAUUUUCUCGGGACGAACAGUUAAGUAUUUCUCUAAUCUCCGGAAGAAUUUGGGUCCUGGAGUUGAUGGUUGGGCUGUCUCCCUCAAAGGAAUGAUGAGCAUUGUUGUACUAAUGGGUGGUGCUAUCUGCUUCCUUUACUGGUGGGUAAAUAGAACUGCCACUCUUCCAACGGUCAGCAAGAAGAAGAAGGCAAAGCCAAAGAUGGGUACAAUGGAGAGCUUGAAAUUCCUCGUCUCUUCAAGAUACAUCAGAGACCUUGCAACUUUAGUUGUUGCAUACGGCAUUAGCAUCAACCUUGUUGAGGUCACAUGGAAAUCUAAGCUCAAGGCUCAGUUCCCAAGCCCGAAUGAGUACUCUGCAUUCAUGGGCGACUUCUCCACGGCUACUGGAAUAGCCACCUUCACGAUGAUGCUCGUCAGUCAAUACAUCUUCAACAAAUACGGAUGGGGAGCUGCAGCCAAAAUCACACCCACAGUGCUCCUUAUCACGGGUGUCGGGUUCUUUUCGCUGAUCUUGUUUGGUGGUCCUCUCGUACCAACACUUGCCAAAUUCGGGAUGACACCUCUGCUUGCAGCCGUCUAUGUUGGUGCCAUGCAAAAUAUCUUCAGCAAGAGUGCCAAGUAUAGCUUGUUUGAUCCCUGCAAAGAAAUGGCUUACAUCCCUCUCGAUGAGGAAACCAAGGUUAAAGGAAAGGCAGCCAUUGAUGUUGUCUGCAACCCCCUUGGGAAAUCAGGGGGAGCUCUGAUUCAACAGUUCAUGAUCUUGACCUUCGGUUCACUGGCUAAUUCGACUCCCUACCUUGGAGUGACCCUUCUGGGUAUCGUACUUGCGUGGUUAGCGGCAGCCAGGUCGUUGGAUGGCCAGUUCACUGCUUUGAGGCGGGAGGAUGAACUCGAGAAUGAGAUGGAAAUGGCUGCUGUGAAAAUUCCUGUUGUAUCCGAUAACGAAAGCGGGAAUGGGUCUCUUCGCAGCAGCAGCAGCAGCAGCUCUGUCUCCCCAUUGAACCCUACCGCAGGUGACUCCUCAACCAGCAGCUCUUCAGCUCCUAAGCUGUAA